Messenger RNA from Pristis pectinata (smalltooth sawfish), 2211 nucleotides. RefSeq lists its product as uncharacterized. Lineage: Eukaryota; Metazoa; Chordata; Chondrichthyes; Rhinopristiformes; Pristidae. The coding region runs from base 806 to 1504 and encodes 232 amino acids. The transcript has 2 exons. The record is from RefSeq and is a predicted model, not a curated record.
CUCGGAGGUGAUAGGUGGAGGCAGUUUCUGUCUUGACCUGGUGUCGGAUAAAGUUGGUAUCGCAGCAGAUAUGAGAUCAUCACUGGUCUUCUCCCCUAUUCUGAGUUCGUGGUCUGGAGCCACGGGGACGCGGACGGGUCUGACCGUGUCUGGGUGAGCCCACCCCCACGUCUUGAAUUUGCAACUUUCCGGAACAUAAUCCAAGCACUGACUUCUGAUCGUCUCGAUGUGAAUGUUCGCAGCGCAGAAGGAGACCAUUCAACCCUUCGGAUCUUGUACUAGCUCCACUUAAAAUAAAUCCAGCGAGUUCCACUCCCCUGCCCUCUCGUUACCCUGCAAGUCUCUUUCCUUUCUGAUCCUCCCGACCUCCCUUUAGAUCUUCACUUCCAAAUCUGCCGUGUAAAACAAAUGCUUCUAAUACAGGACACAUUAAAAAAAACUUUGUUAACAGCACGGUAACAGGUUCUACUGGCCCAACGAGUCCGCGCCGCCCAUUUGAACCCAUGUUAACCUACCUAUAGGUCUCCGGAAUGUGGGAGGAAACCGGAGCACCCGGAGGAAGCCCACGGAGACACGGGGAGAACGUACAAACUCCUUACAGGCAGCGACGGGAAUUGAACCCCUAUCACUAGCGCCUUAAUAGUGUCGUGCUCAGCGCUGUGCUACCGGGCCGCCCCUGGAACUUCUGAUCAAGAACAAUAUAACUGAAUUCUCACUCAGCAACUUCUACUUUCGAUCCAGUUUUUGUUUACACAAAUCUCAGUUUUUGCAAUACUGCUGCCACCACCUCCAAUGCAGUUGAGAAAUGAAGCCAAAUCUGGAGGGUAUCCAGCCCUCUCCUUCCACCGGGACUCCCCCACCGGGCCUGUUACUUUCCCUGCACCUAUUCAUAGCCGACUGUCGGUGCCACAUCAGCCCUCUUGACAUUUCUGCCCACCUGACCGACUCCAACCUCACCCCUUCUGAACGCUCUGCUCCCCACUGCCUCUGCACCAACCCUGACAUUCUCAUCAAACCAGCUGACAAAGGUGGUGCCGUGGCAGUCUGGCGAACUGACCUCUCUCUUGCAGAGGCCAGAAACCAACUCUCGGACAGUUCCUCCCUCCUACCCCUGAACCAUGACCCCACCGAGGACCACCAGGACAUGAUCUCCAGCACCAUCACUGACCUCGUCACCUCGGGAGAUCUCCCUCCCACAGCUACCAACAUGAUAGUCCAACAGCUUAUGACUGCCUGCUUCUAUCUUCUCCCCAAGAUCCACAAGAAGGACUGUCCCGGCAAAGCUAUUGUCUCCACACGCACUUGCCCGAUGGAGCUUGUGUCCUCCUACCUGGACACUAUCCUGUUCACCCUGCCCCAAUCUCUUCCCACCUACGUCUGUGACACAUCACACGCUCUCCAACUCUUCUGUAGCUUUAAGUUCUCCGGCAUGCAUAACCACAUCUUCACCAUGGACGUCCAGUCCCUAUGUACUUCCAUUCACCAUCUUGACGACUUCCCUUGACCUCCACAAAGGUGUAGCUAUGGGCACUCAGAUGGGCCCCAGCUAUGCCUACCUUUUCAUUGGCUACAUUGAACAGUCUCUGUUCCAAGCCUACUCCAGCCCCAUUCCUCAACUUUCUCUGCUAUAUCAACGAUUCCAUUGGUGUCACCUCUGCAGAACUCGACAGUGUCAUAAAUUUCACCACUCAUUUUCACCCAGCUCUCCAAUUCACUUGGACUAUCUCUGACACCUCUCCCUCCUUGCUCAAUCUUUCCGUCUCCAUCUCAGGAGAUUGCUUAUCCAUUGUUAUCUUCUACAAACCCACUGAUGCCCACAGUUACCUCGAUCACAGCUCCUCCCACCCUGUCUCUUGCAAGGACGCUCUCCCUUUUUCUCAUUUUCUCCACCCCCACCAUAUCCGGUCCCAUGAUGAGGCUUUCCACUCCAGGACAUCCGAGAUGUCCAACUUCUUAUCUCACCGGAGCUUCCGGCCGACUGUGGUUGAGUGAGCUGCCACCCGUAUCUCUGACAUUUCCAUACCUCCGCUCUAACCCCCACCCCUCCCAGACCCAACAGGAAUGGGGUGCCCCUUCUCCCCACAUUUCAACCCUCCAGCCUACGUAUCCAACACAUCAUUCACCACCACUUCCGCCAUCUCCAACGGGACCCCCCCCCCACUAAGCAUAUCUUCCCCUCCCCACCCCUUUCUGCCUUUCACAGGAACUGCU